AUGCUCCUUGUUGGGGAUCUAGGGAUUUCCAGUCUACUAGUCCUUGCGAUCUCUCUUGUUCUACCUCUGAUCGCCUUCUUUGUUCGGCGGAAAUGGAGGCUCGCUGCCCUGAGAAGGGAGGAGAUUAGGAGACUUCUUAUUCAUGCGUCUGAAGAAGCUGCUAGGGCUGAGCUAGAGGCCUCUGUCGAGUUUUCUUCUGUUUUUUCUUCUGUUUCCGUCUCUAAUAGCUUCCAUUGUCCCGUCUGCUAUAUUCCUGCCACCACUCGCUGCUCUCGGUGCAAAGCCGUUCGGUAUUGUUCUGGAAAAUGUCAAAUCAUUCAUUGGCGGCAAGGUCACAAAGAUGAAUGUCGUCCUGCUUCCAUCAUAUAUGAUACUGACGAUAACGAAAGUGACUCUGAUGUGAAACACAGUGAAGAAAGUGAAGAGAAUACUCUUGAUGAAACUUUAUCGCUGCAUCCGGGACCAGUCACUAUACCAAUCAAGGAAGCAGUGUUCUCGAAUCCUGCCAGAGCUCCUGAAGAUGGGAAAGGAGAUAUUGCAGGUAACAAAGAUGACCUUAUAGAUAAGGAAGAAGCUGCUUCUGUUGCUGAAACAUCUGGAUCCUCGUUUUCUGGCUUCUCCUCCUCUCCACGGAAUGAAUCUAGUGAUGAGAUUUCCUUUUGUGAUAGCUUCAGUUCAUCUGAUUCCGAGAAAUCUGAGUCCCCACCUGAUGCUCAUGUUUCUGUAGAGCUAGAGGAGACCUGUUUCCGCACCAUUGAUGAUGCUCCAUCAAAACCAUUGUCUCCUAAAUUUGUGCAUUUGGUUGAGUCUGUGGAUAGUCUCGCUAAUUUGCCUAAAGCAAGUCUGCAUAAACCUGGGGGUGAUGUUGAGCAGAACCACCAGAGCCAAUCAAGUGGCUUACAUUCAUUAGUUACGGAUAGGCAUUCAGGAUCCGCUGACCUGUCUCUUCUAAAGUCAUCUGAUUUUUGGGGUACGGCUCUUGGAUCAGCAGAACGUCUAAGUAAGAAUUGGGAUAGUUCUAAAUCUGGUGUACCUGGUAAAGCCUCUCUGCAUUUUUCCUUAGGCUCCUCUAGAGAUACCUCAGCUCCCAAAUUUUCUGAGCAUCGGAGUAGCAUUUCAGAAGAAGCUCCUAGGGCUGUAUUAAGGACUAGUAAGUCUUCUGAUGAAGUGAAUUCAAAAGAAAGAAAUGCUAAGAGAUAUGAUGAAGCUGAAAUUUCAUUGCCAACUUCCUCUUCUACUGAUGUGCCGAGUCCUUUAGACACUACUGUUUUGUCCCCUGUGACCCUUCAGAAGUCAAAGAGCACCAGGACUGAAAGUGGCCGUAUAUUGGCUCCUUUGAAGGUUGGGGAAGCCCAAAUUUUGGCAUCGAAGGCCUCAAAUACUAGGGGGCGUGCUGAUGUUAUGAAACAUUCUCCUCUAGGUGCAAAAUCUGGAAGAGUUCUUGACCAUCAGAAUCAGAAUGGUGUUGCCAUUCACCAUAUAAAUUCUCUAAAUGGAAGAAGUGGUUUAAAGGCAUCAGUACUGAAAGUUGUAGACCAGUGGACUAAACCAAAGUCAUUAGCUGAGAAUGAGCUGGCAGGAAGACAUAGUUAUAAGGGGCUUUUUUCAUAUGAAUUAUUUGCUAAGCUGUAUACAAAUAAAAUCGAGGUUCAGCCUUGUGGCCUCAUUAAUUGUGGCAAUAGCUGCUUUGCUAAUGUUGUCUUCCAAUGCCUGAUGUUCACUCCUCCUCUGACCACAUACUUCCUCCAGCAAUUCCACUCUAGAGCAUGUUUAAACAAAGAACAGUGCUUCACCUGUGGGCUUGAGAACCUGGUCUUAAAAGCAAAAGAAGGGAAGUCUCCACUGUCCCCUCAUGGGUUGCUGUCACAGCUGCAGAAUAUUGGAAUCUUUCUUGGGAAUGGCAAGCAAGAAGAUGCACAUGAAUUCCUUAGGUUUGUUGUCGACACAAUGCAGUCUGUGUGCAUUAAGGCAUCUGCAUAUGAUAUGCCGAAGACUAGGAAAUUAGAAGAUACAACUCUAAUUGGUUUGACAUUUGGGGGAUACCUCCGAUCAAAGAUUAAAUGCAUGAAAUGUCAAGAAAAAUCUGAGCGGCGUGAGAAAAUGAUGGAUCUGACGAUUGAGAUUGAUGGGGAUAUUAGCACCUUGGAGGAUGCUUUGCGUCGAUUUACAAGGACUGAAAUAUUGGACGGAGAAAACAAAUACAAAUGUGGCAGGUGUAAAUCUUAUGAGAGAGCCAAAAAGAAACUGAAAAUUACAGAGCCUCCGAAUGUCCUUACAAUUGCACUAAAACGAUUCCAGUCAGGGAUAUUCGGGAAGCUCAAUAAGUUGGUCAGGUUUCCAGAAACUCUAGAUUUGUCCCCAUAUGUCAGCGGAGGAAGUGAAAAGUCACAUGACUACAAACUCUAUGGGGUUAUUGUUCAUUUGGAUGUAAUGAAUGCGGCGUUUUCUGGUCACUAUGUCUGCUAUAUUAGAAACAGUCAAAACAAGUGGUACAAGGCUGAUGAUAGUACGGUAGUAACUUCUGACGUUGAAAGGGUCUUGACAAAAGGAGCGUAUAUGCUGUUCUACGCAAGGUGUUCUCCAAUGCCUCCAAGAUUAGUAUGUACCAAAACAGAAGCACCCAAUAAAAAAAGCAACGCCCCUGUACCGAAGGCUAAUGGGAAAAAUACCACAACCACGUCACGCUCUGUGUCUACUCCAAGUUCUGUGUGGUCUUCCAACGCUCCCGGUGGUGUUCGACCUGGCAAUAUGCAGUCGUUUUAUUCCAGUUUCCAGAGGCUGCAGAGAAUUUUAGAAGAUGACUCGUCGAGUGACAGUUCUUCUCUCUUUGACAGCAACUCAGAUGAAUGUUCUUGUAGCACAGAGAGUACAAGCACGGACGACUUUGCUGAUUUCAUUUUUGGAGACCAUCAAGGACGGGCUCAUGGACAGUCGGAGGCUCCCUCUCCAACAUCAUCUUCUUCCUCGUCUUCGCCUCUCUCCACAAGGCAUUCGCGGCUAGGUGACUCGACUCGUUCUUCUCCAGACACUUAUGGAACUUCAAGACAUCACUUGCCCUUGGGAGGAGAAAGGUAA
Microthlaspi erraticum is the source of this 3075-nucleotide messenger RNA. Lineage: Eukaryota; Viridiplantae; Streptophyta; Magnoliopsida; Brassicales; Brassicaceae. The record is from the annotation of a GenBank genome assembly.